UCCUCCAACAAUCUCGAUCUCUCAACCUACACUUUAUCAUACUAUUCUGCCACCAUGUCUGGGCUUGUUAACGCAGUGAAUCAACUUCAGGAUACCUUCAACCAGCGUGCUACACAAAAGGAUGACAUGAAAGUUUUGACCAAGAAAGAACUUGCUGAACUGCUCCACAAAGAGUUUGACACUGGAGACACAAAGCAAGCUGAGAUAGACGAGUUCUACAAGAAGCUGGAUAAAGACGGGGAUGGUGUUGUUACUUUCAAGGAGUAUGUCAUGUAUGUAAUAGCCGUCACAGAGAUUGUUGAUGUUAUGAAAAAAUAAAUAAUUUGGC
This is a messenger RNA of Epinephelus moara (kelp grouper), 328 nucleotides long. Its product is annotated as protein S100-A5-like. Lineage: Eukaryota; Metazoa; Chordata; Actinopteri; Perciformes; Serranidae. The coding region runs from base 55 to 318 and encodes 87 amino acids. The record is from RefSeq and is a predicted model, not a curated record. Gene Ontology annotation, molecular function: calcium ion binding. The transcript is spliced from 3 exons.